This is a messenger RNA of Zasmidium cellare ATCC 36951, 2472 nucleotides long. RefSeq lists its product as uncharacterized. The coding region runs from base 1 to 2472 and encodes 823 amino acids. Gene Ontology annotation, molecular function: telomerase RNA binding; telomeric repeat DNA binding; protein binding. Lineage: Eukaryota; Fungi; Ascomycota; Dothideomycetes; Mycosphaerellales; Mycosphaerellaceae. The record is from RefSeq and is a predicted model, not a curated record. The transcript is spliced from 2 exons. Gene Ontology annotation, cellular component: telomerase holoenzyme complex. Gene Ontology annotation, biological process: nuclear-transcribed mRNA catabolic process, nonsense-mediated decay.
AUGGUGCAUUUGCUCGAGCAACAGCGAGCGACCGAACAGUAUCUCGUGACCUUGCUCAAGACUCCACAUGUCGCAGCCGAUGAGCUGCUGGCCAUUUUCCAGCAAACCCGCCUCCUAGCCCAGGCCGCCACCUUCGCCGACUUCCAGCAUGCCGAGUCCCACGAGAUGCGCCUGUGGAAUCUCCACGGCGACGGCAAGAGAUGGUUCUCCCGGAAGCUGAGGGAUUUUCGCAAGAAGCACGCCGACAGACCGGUCGAGGAGCGCCAGUGGGCCAAGCAGUACCUCACCUUUCUCAAGGAGAGUGAGAGGUACUACCGCUCGUAUAUCCACAAGAUCGACAAAGCUUGCGGUGGCAUCCCCGAGCUGGAGGCGAUCGCCCAUGCGUCGACAGAGGAAGACUUCGGCGAAAGCCAGACUGACUCUGCGCCGACCAUCACACGCGAAGCUGCUGUGGCGUCCUGCCACCGCAAUGUGAUCUAUCUUGGAGAUCUAGCCCGUUACCGCGCAUCUGACAAGCUGGAUCGGAACCCAGAUUUUGGCCGGGCAGUUGGCUGGUAUAAGUUGGCUACGGACAUACUGCCAUCUUCUGGUCACGGUCACCACCAGCUGGCUGUAGUCACGUUGGAAGAUCAAAACCACUUGCAAGGCAUCUACCACUUCUAUCGAUCGCUUGCUGUCCCUAACCCUCAUCCCAACGCCAAGGCCAACCUGGGCAAGGAGUUUGAGAAGACCAACGCCGCUUGGGAUAGAGGCGAACUUAUCCAGAAAGGUCCUCCAAACGAUCCGGAUGCUUCGAAGCGCGCUCUUGUUGGAUGGUUCGUCCGUUUCCACAGCAUGUGCUACAAGGGUGAAGUAUUCCGCGGGCAUGCAGAGUUGGAGCGCGAAGUUCUCAGCCAGCUGUCGAACGUGAUCAAGCAACGCCCGCUUGAGCCCGCACUUCAGCGCAUGCUCCUCACAAAUAUGGCCGCUCAGUAUGUCGCUGGCGAGGCCUAUCAGGGUAGGUCACGUCUUUGGAUAACAAUGGGGAUGACGCUUACACCCUUUGCAGAAGAUCCAGAGAAUCUGCGGAUUCAACAAUCAUUCUUUUACUACUUUCAGUUCAAUGUGAAGACUUUCACGACGUUGCUGCAGCUCUUCUACGACGACCUUCGGAAUCUCCUGAUCAACUUGGAAGAUCAGGACAUCGAACUUGCCGCGAAGUUGACCCCUCUUGGCCGCCGCCUUCUGCCUUGCCUCCGUGUUUAUAGCAGUUGGCUCAUGACCGCGAUCAAUUUGGUUAAAGGACUUUUCUACGAUCCUACUGUUGGAGUUUCGGUGCAGCAGUUCUGGCCUACAUACGCCAGAGUCAUCGAUCUCAUUGCGCAGGCGUUCCCAAUUUGGGAUCUCGACGACGUCGAUGAAGUUGAGUACUUGGUCGAGGAAGAUGUCGAAACCAGAGAGUUCAAGCCAGUCUGCGAUGAGCUGUAUGGGACUGACAGAAGGUGGAACAACAAGCAGACCGGCGUGAAGAAGCCCUGCUGCACCGACAAGAAUGUCGUUCGAUUGUCUCCGGAUGAAGAGAUGUUGCACCGCGUGAAGGAGUUCCUGGCCGACGGACUCAAUCUUGCAAACACUGAGAAUAUGCCUAUCUCGCUGCGUGGAACUCGAAUCUUCUCUGGCAGCGAGGAUAACAUCGAUUCUUUGGUUGUUCGGCCUGUCGAGUACAAGCCUGCACCCAUCGCACCACCAAAAGCAAAGCCGAAGCCCGUUAGUUACGCCGCGGCUGCUGCGAAUGGUCAUGCUAAGCUGAGUCGUCCAUUGCCCGUGCAGAGAAAGGCUAGUGCUGGCAAGCCACAAUCUCGCGAUGCGCAGCUUAGUCGGAUGGUGGAUGAUUUGGUUGAUGAUGACGACGGCAAUAAUCCAGUCACGCCUCCUCAGCAACACGCCUCCAAUCCGGCCGUGGUCACGAACGGCGAGGCGCCGCAGAUCUUGCAAGACAGUGCAAUGCACGACUUGACACGUGCCAUGAAGAAUGUCGCCGCUCGACCUGAUGUGACGGUUACGCCUCCAGCUGCUCGUCCGACUGGAAACAUGGGCAGACCCUAUGCAGGCCAACAUCAGCGCAUGCAGUCCGUCUCGAAGCUGUGGGGCAAUGGUCAAGGCCCGGCUUCCUCGUUCCCAAACAACCUUCCAGCUGGCACACCUCUCGGAUCGCCCAUGGUCGGCGUCCGCGGUCAUUCGCGCGGCAACUCUGCGAGUAGCAUUCGCAGUCGAGCUUCGCUGAAUGGACCCGAUCCUUGGGGCUCCGAUUCGGCUCCACGCACGAUGCCGGAUUCUGUCGUUCCUCAGACUGUGUAUGGAAACUACUCCAGUCUGGAUCAGUCCGGCAUGGGGAGUCCGUUGUUGUUUGGCGCGGGUGGUGGCCCCUGGAGUAGUACGAAUACACGACGCGGCUACAGAAAUGUGAGCCCGCCGAACGGCCAAGGAGGUUGA